This is a messenger RNA of Acanthochromis polyacanthus (spiny chromis), 5952 nucleotides long. RefSeq names its product SLX4 structure-specific endonuclease subunit homolog (S. cerevisiae) (gene slx4). Gene Ontology annotation, biological process: meiotic DNA double-strand break processing; interstrand cross-link repair; DNA replication. The coding region runs from base 516 to 5699 and encodes 1727 amino acids. The record is from RefSeq and is a predicted model, not a curated record. Gene Ontology annotation, molecular function: enzyme binding. The transcript has 13 exons. Gene Ontology annotation, cellular component: nucleus; Slx1-Slx4 complex. Lineage: Eukaryota; Metazoa; Chordata; Actinopteri; Pomacentridae.
GUUCAUUCGUUCGCAAACCGUCACAUGACCGGAAGCUGACAUGAGUUGCUAGUUUUGAAGUGAAAACAAACCCUGCUUGGUUAUUACAUGUUUUAUUAGCCAAAUAAUUACUUCACAACGCGACAUAUAGUUACGUUAUGAAUUAUUGGAUAGACUGUUGAAUCAAUGAGGCGGAAAGUUAAAAAGCUAAUUCAUGAAACCUGGGUAAGAAGAAAGAGUUAGCAUGAACAGCUAGCUGGCUAACUGCUUUAUGUGUGGCUAAUAUGUUUUACUGCCUGCGUACGUUUUCACGUUAUGUGUUAAGAAAUGGCCUCGGUGCGAACAUAAGUUUCUAGAUCUGAGCUUGCAUUUAAGCUGUUGUCGUUGAAUUCUAAAGUUACCGCGCAAAUCUUGCUAAUAUGCAAAUUAAACAGUCGCAGGGGAAAUCUUGCCUGAACUAGCUGUCUGUGCAGACUGAUCGCAGCAGCUGGGAAUAUGUUGGCAAGCCUAUUUAAUGUGAGGAAAAGUACAUCAUCAUGGACGACUCGGAUCAGGAUUUUGUAGAUCUCUGCUCGAAGCCGCUAAAAAGAGUCCGACAGAAACCAAGUGUGUCCAGUCAGCCAAGGAAAGCACAACAUCAGAGCUGCAGUCAAACAAGCGAUCGAGACGUUAGGAGGAGGAACAACAGAAAAGAUACAGACUCUGCUAGCCAACCUGUAAGUGCUGGAGCAGAGCAGCAUGUGGACAGUGGAGGGACUGGACAUGACUCGGGAGAUGCUGGGUCAUCGGUGGUGCCUUCUGCAGCUGGAGGGCCGAGAUCUGACAGAGGCCAAAGAGCAAAAGACAAAGUACUUUUCAGAAUGCAGCAGUUCAGGAGAGCCAGUCCACCAAAGAUGGUGCAUUCAGAUAAGAGCCAGCCAACAAGCCAGGACUGUGCUCCUUUUGCAGAGCAACAAAGAGAAGGUACUACAGAGUCCUUCAGCUCUGUUUUUCACCCAGAGCCCCCAGACAGCGAUGAGGCUCUGGCCCUGCGACUGCAGCAGCAGCUGGACAGGGAGGCAGCCGAGGCCCAGACUGUGGACUUGGAGGAUGGAGGCCUUUUCUUCUGUCAGAUCUGCCACAAAGACUUGUCACACAUGACACCCGAAGGACGCACACAGCACCUCAACAGGUGUUUAGAUGAGAGUGAAGAGAGUGCUCCAGCUCCUCCUCCACCUCCCAGUGUCCCCGACUGUCCCAUCUGUGGCAAAAAGUUCAAAUCCCAGAAGAGUCGUUCGGCCCACCUGAAGCGCUGCUCCUCAGAUAUGGGCGUCUCUCCAGCUGUGUUGCUGCAGGCUUUGCAAAGACAAGCUGAAGAGAACAAGAGCACCGCCACUGCUAACACACACAUACAGACUGUGGGCACCAAAAGGAAAGGCCCAUCAAAGUCGGGACUUCAAGCGAGGAAGAAGCCCAGGAAGAAGACUGAACCCAUGGAUGAAGAGACCAUGGUGGCUCUGGCUCUGUCCUCCUCCCUGCUGGAACAGCAGAAGGAACAGCUGAGAGAGACGGAGGCAGAGAGGCAGCUACAACCAGAGACUGCUGCUUCACACAGCUCCAUUACUCCACUGCUGAAGUGGAGGACAGACGCAGGGAAAGGACGAGGAAAGAGGAAGAAGGGGGCCGUCCCUCGUCCUCCUCCUCUCCUCCUGGUUCAGGAUGCUGAGGCGGCCCUGACCAGGCUGCAGGAGCGCGUUUCUGCUCUUCUUCUACGCAGCCGGGCCCCCUCGCCUCCCACCCCGACCCUCUGCCCCAGCACUCUGCCCAGCUGGAGCGGUGCUGCCCCCCUCUGGCAGAAAAGCGCACUGCUGGACGGAGGCUCCACCAGUAUGUCUGAUUUUUAUGCUCCACAACUCAGGGAGUUCUUCACACCUCAGGAAUCGGUAACGACCGAUGCAGCUUCAUUCAGCACCAACACCAAGCCUGAGUCUUCUCUCCAACCCGUGGCUGAAAGAACUCCUCUCUCAGGGACCAGGGCCUCCAUCCUGCUCUCUCCAUCCAGGACAGCCUCCUGCUCUCCAGUUCCCUCCACUCCGGUGGGCAGCCAGGUUCUCCGAGACCUGAUGGAGCUGGCCGAAGAAGGCAUGACCCUCUCACAGUAUGGAUACACUGCCAGAGGCAGCCAGAUCAAUGCGGGUCUGUCCACAAAUCUUCCUCUGAGCGGCUUCAUCCAGGAGGAGUCGGAGGAGCAGGUUGAUCUCUGUGCCAGCGGCUUUCUACCAGAGAAGACCAACGCAGACUUAGAGGAAACCUACAGUCAAGUGGUGAGGACGACUGAUCAGCCAAGAGCAGUCAAAGAAACAAACAGGCACCAAUCGGCGACGCUGUCCAGGCUGGCGUCAGACCUGAGCAGCAUGGUGAACAACCCUCAGCUGAGUGACGUGCAGCUCCAGGUGGACAGUGGAGAGAUCUACUUUGCUCAUUCCUUCAUGGUGUACGCUCGCUGCCCCCUGCUGGCUGAAAUGGUGCAUGAAAGUGGUUUUGGAGUGCAGGAGGAAGACACGCCUGCAGGUAAGAGGGUGUUAAUAAACGACGUCCCCGGCCAGGCAGUGUUCACUUUGCUGCAGUACCUCUACACGGCCCACUGCUCCAUCCCAGCAUCACUGCAGCCUCAUUUACUGGAGCUGGCGUCCAGGUUUGACCUGCAGGAGCUACAGCAGCUUUGUCAGCUCCACCCAGACGAGGCAGCAGCUCUGAGAGAUGAGGCAGAUUACACAAGCCAGGAGGAGAAUUACAACAGCCGAACAGACCAGGCCAUCCUAGAGCUCCUCCGCUCCAUGUGGAACGGAGAGGAUGAAGAUAACGACGGGGCAGAUUCAGACGGACAUGAUGAAGGGAGGCGUCUGGAGGAGGACCGUCAAGCUGACGAGGUGGCAUCAGGUGACAGAGAGAUUUGUGAGGAACAAGUGAAUGAGGAAGAGCUGGAGGAGAUCUACGAGUUUGCUGCCACGCAGAGGAAGAGGGAGGAGACAGACAGCCAGGAGGAGGAGGAGGAGGAUGAGGAGGAGAGGUUAGACGAAGAAGAUGGUGAUGUAGUGUUUACAAAACUUAGAGAACACAAAACAGGCUUUUGUGAAAAAAGCCUGCAGCCCAACUCUGAACUUGAACCAAACCUCAGCCUGGAUCGCAGCUACAAUCGUCUCUUUUCAGACUCCUGGGGGGUCUACGAGGAAGGAGAUCGCUCCUCUGUUGCCUCUACCUCUACAAGGACAAAGACUACUCAGUCCAAACACAAAUCUCUUCAUAAACCAUCCUCUGAAUUAUCUGGCAGAAUUUUGCUUCAGUCCUCAGCAAGUUUAGUCGACGAUCUUUCCCUUAGCCCUCCACCCAGUACAUCCAACAUGCCCACUGCAGGUCUGUCCCCCGGUCCAGUGGGUGACUUGGGUGGAGACAAAGGAGAAGAAGCUGUUGAACAGGAUGUCCCUUUAAAGCGAGAAAGCCAAGGUCCUCGUAGUAUUUGCAUCCCGCCUCACACUGAUUCACCUCAGAAAAAAGAGGAACCAGAGCUCAUAGUGUUGUCUGACUCCGGCGAGGAGAUGGAGGUGGAUGUUGCUGUUCUUAGUUCCCACAGUCCUUUGCCAUUUUCACCCUCUGUCCAGAGCUGCACAGAGAUUAAGUCCAAGCAGAUCCCACCACGUAAGGUGCCUGCUUUGGAGAAUAAAGAGUCCAGCAGUUUGGAGUUAAGUCCUGCUGAUGCACUAGCGUGUUCUCCAGAGGUUUCCUGGCUGAUCCCGUCCACACCAGUCCAUCCUGGAAGAAGCACCACGAGCAGCUCCACUCAGACCCAAAGCAGCAUGUGCAGGACGCAACUGUUCCCUAAAGGUGAUGCCUCCCCACCUUCAGCCUCUGUUUUCUCUUCUCCUGCUUUACCGAGCAACAGCAGGCUUCAUACCUCCAACAGUCCAACCAAAGUUUCUGCCUAUGUUGGCCCAACAGAGGACAGUGUCUCCAGGUUAAAGCUGAGCAGGAUGAUUCCCAGCAGCUCCAGCUUGGACCUCAGUGUUUUUCCUAAUAAAAGUAAUAAUUCUUCGGUUCUCCUGUCCAAAUCUACAAACUCUUAUUCCCUCAAAGCUUCCUUAAAGCAGGAUACCCCCCUCCACCUGCAGCCACAGCUUCACAGCAGCACUCCCCUUCAUACUGACCUCCACCAGCCCCCUGUUCUUCUCGCUGCCUCACCGCUCCACACUGAUCUUGAUGAGCAGAGGUCAGCACCUUUAGAAAGAACAGAAACAACAGAAUUAGGGAGCUUCCAUCUCUCGCCUUUGUCCGACCCCUCAGAGCGACUCUUUUCUUCCUCUCACAGCGGUCUUCAAAAUUCAAAGAGACACAGCAAGUCCUCCAGCCAAAGUCAACACUCUGUUGAGUCCAGCAGCAGAGACAAUGCAGGGGUUGAGCUGACGAGGAGGGAAGAAAGAAACGAGGAGUUAGAAGGAGAUAAUAAAGACUGGGGAGGUGAAGAGCAGGAAGAUGCAAAAGGAGCAACUGGAGGGGCAGAUGGUGCAGAGUCCAGUUUCCAUCAGAGUUUCUUGGACAUGGAUGAGCCUCCCAUAGCUUUUAAUGACUCGUGGGGUCUGGACGCCUGUGUGGACAACAGUCCAGGCUGCGUCAGUCUGAGGCUGGAGGACAGCGGACGAUCUGGCAAACAAGAGCACAGCUCAGGACAACAAGAAACAGCCUCUCCACCGUCUAAGCGCAGUGUUCAGUCAUUAGACACCCGUGACAGUGUGACUCCUCCUGCACCACCGAAAGGUCAGCAACCAUGCAGCAGACUACAGGCACGAGCUUCACCAGGGUUUGAUAAAGGCCUCCUGGACUCCAAAAUAUGGGACAGCUGGGAGGAGGAAGAAGAAGAAGAGGAGGUUCUUCCUCUUUCUCAGAGGCUGAACCCGUCGGCACAGCUCAAAACCCCAGUGUCAACAUGCAGUAAAAGGAAACGCUCCCUGGUGCCCAUCACUCCCAUGCCGCACUACUCUGACAUGGACACACCAGAACUCAAGAACAAGCUCAACAGGUUCGGUGUUCGGCCUUUACCAAAGCGCCAGAUGAUCCUCAAACUGAAGGAGAUCCACCAGUACACCCACCAGCUGGUCAGCUCCGACUCUGAGGACGAUGCUCCCCCUGCAGGCCAGACGGCUCAAAUCAAGCCUCCUGUCAGCAGACCUGCCUCCAGCGUCAAGUUUACAGAACCACUCGCUGCAGUGUCUCCUGUGAAGCAGCGCAGAGAAGACGAAGCAGAGCCGCUGUCGGCCUCACAGGGCUCCAACACCUCUUCAACCGCAGCCAGCGAAGAAUCUGAAAGGUCCAACCCAGAGUUGUGCGUCUCCUCUGAUGGCGAAUCUGACAGCGAUGCCGGCAUCUCGUGUUCCCAAGCAGCGUCCCGUCUCCAGGAUCGCCUAAAGGCCGUGCGUUCCUUCAUUCUGUCUGACUCCCAGCUCUACAGUCAGAUCCUCCAGUACCAGCCGCUGGUUCUGUCCCGGCUCCAGCAGCAGCUUAAGGCGGCCGGGAUCCGCCUCGGAGCCGCCAAGCUGGUGGACUACCUGGACUCUCAGUGCAUCACCUUCACCACGGCCAAGCCGGGCCACUCUGCACCCAGCCGCAGGCAGGGCAGGAGGACAGAGAGGGGGGCAAAAACAGGUGGACGAGGGGCAAGUAGGAAAAAAGUUGUUGCAGCCAUGACUUAAGUUUUACACAAAAACUGUUCGAGGUGGCAAGUUUUAUUUCAGAGCUUGGAACAUUUGUUUGCACAUAAUCUCCAGGCUGAAUACACCAUGUGGAAAUGUAGGAUUCUGAGGCCUUAAAGUUGUUUCUUAACAGCUGUAUCCAUAGUGAGGGCAGGUUUAAGAUGAUUUUAAGGUUUUAAGUGUUUGCAGAUGUUGCAUUUAUUAUAAAGCCCACUGUGAAAAUAAAACAAAAUAAAUGUUUCUGUGGCCCGUC